UUACAGUUGAACUUGCCACAUCCAAAGACUAUUAUUAUGUCUCCUCGACGCAAACAACCACCUUUCACUAGAUCAGCUGGGAGGGGAAGAGGUUGUUUUCAACGUCGUCAGUUAGGUGCAAUAGAGGAGGAAUCGACUGCAUCCACCAUUCGGGCAGCACCUGCUGCUGAACAAAUCGAGACUCCUCCACAUCCUCCACCUCCUCUGCCACUUACUAGUAUUCUUGCUAUGCCUCUUGAGGCAGUUCAAGCAUUAGCAGCCUUCUUUACUGCUAUUGCUGGCCAGGCUCAGGCUGGUCAAGUUCUUCCUACAGUUCCUCUGGCUGCUCCUUCAGUACCACCAUCCCCACCUCCUGUCCCACCACCAGUGCUGGAUGUUUCUGAUUCUAAGAAGCUUAAAGAGGCUAGGCAACAUAGUUGUGUUUCUUUUAUGGGUGAGUCGGACGCAACCGUGGCUAAAGAGGUGGUGCGAAUGGCUUUAAGAGCCGAGAAGCUUGCGAAUGAAAAUAAGAGUCUGCGAGCUGAGUUAGCAAAAAGGAGAAAUCUAAGUGUAUCUUCUAGUCAGCCACCAAACAGGGGCAAAAACUCCUCUGUUUCAGGAAGUUCACGUAGAUGCAGAAAUUGUGGGAAUUAUCAUGUUGGGCCGUGCAGAGGGCCUGCACGAUGUUUUCAUUGUGAUCAACUGGGUCACAUUAGGAGAGAUUGUCCACAGUUAGGACGGGCUACGGUAGCUGCUCCAUCUCCACCAGCUCAUACGGAUAUACAGAGGAGAGAUUCCUCUGGAUUGCAACCGAGACAGGGAUGAUUUUGACAUACCACCAAGGGUAGAUUAAAUAAGUUGAAAUUAGUGCUCUAAUAAAGUACGUAUGAUAGAAAGCUAGUUUGUAAGUUGUAGUUUUCAUGAUCAUGAAAUAUAUAAAGAUUAUCAAUA
This is a messenger RNA of Theobroma cacao (cacao), 930 nucleotides long. Lineage: Eukaryota; Viridiplantae; Streptophyta; Magnoliopsida; Malvales; Malvaceae. The record is from RefSeq and is a predicted model, not a curated record.